This is a messenger RNA of Paramecium octaurelia, 619 nucleotides long. The record is from the annotation of a GenBank genome assembly. NCBI's taxonomy places the organism in Eukaryota, Ciliophora, Oligohymenophorea, Peniculida, Parameciidae.
AUGUUCUAAAAUAUAGAUAUUUUAAUACCCAUAUAUUUUAAGUUGUCUGAAACUUUGAAAACAAUUUGUGCUUUUACUUUUAUUAAUUAUUUUGUUAAGUAUAUAACCACCAUUGCUCACAGAUUAUUAUUGGAUAAAAAUUUUUUAUUUGAUAUUAGAGAAAAGAAAUAAAUAUGUUAAAAAUUCCACUUUAAUAUUUAAAGGUACAAGAGAUGGAUUAAAUGCAUAAUAUUUUUGGAAGGCAGUCAAUAAUAAAGAGAAUCUACUUAUGAUUUUUUAAUCCAAAAGUGAAUAUAUCUUUGGAGCAUAUUCUCCUUGUAAAUGGUUACUUGAUCAAGGUGAUGUAGCAGAUCCCACAUAUGCAUCCUUUUUAUUUUCAUAAACUCAUAAUUUAGUUUAUCCUUAGAAGUCGUCUGCAAGAGCAAUUUAUUGUUCUUCUAAUUAUGGGCCUACAUUUGGAGAAGGUUCUGAUAUUUGGAUCUGUGGAGAUUUUACUGACAGUUCUUCUAGAAUAGGUUAUACAUUUCAGUUUCAUUAAUAUCAAAAUGGAAAAAACAAUCCUCAUUUGUUUGGAUAAAUUUAGCCAUAGAUUAAGGAAUGUGAAAUUUAUGAAAUAUGA